Molecule: messenger RNA, 1125 nt
Organism: Boeremia exigua
Lineage: Eukaryota; Fungi; Ascomycota; Dothideomycetes; Pleosporales; Didymellaceae
Exons: 6
Coding region: 1-1125 (374 amino acids)
Source: RefSeq, a predicted model, not a curated record
AUGGAUGCUAUCCCACCUGGCACAGACCUUUCCAGGGUCCCCUUGAUGCCAAAUCCCAAUGGCGAUCCGCCAAAUUUCGUCAACCCACCUUCCUUGUACUCCGCUGGUCUGGGCGUUGGAGUUACGUUGAUGAUCAUGAGUGGCAUUAUGCUCGUGUUUCGAUUGGCUAUGAACAUCAAGCUUUCAAAGAAGCUCUGCCUGGAUGACUACCUAUGCAUUGUUGCUCAGCUCGGAGGUAUGGCCUACUGGGUUUUGUACCACGAAUUGUCUCUAAGAGGAUCAUCGACACAUGCUUGGGAUGUUCCACUCAGUGUGUUGACGGUGUCUUACAUACAGAUCCAAGCGUCCAUACAGAUUAUUGCAGCUCCUACUCUAUGGGCAGCUAAAUCCGCCAUUCUUGCUCUCUACAUCCGCUUAUUCUCAGUUGUGAGAUGGCUAAGAAUCACCUCGUACGCCUGCAUCUUCCUUAUGGCACUCUUCUACGGAUCCAAUAUCAUUAUCGCUGUAGUGUACUGCAUUCCCAGAAAGGGCGAAGCUUGGGACGGCACGUCAUUCCAGCGAUGCUCGAGUUCAGCAUGGUCUGCGGUUAUGAUCGGUGUUUUCUCUCUCGCAGCUGAUUUGUUCAUCUUCAUCGUCCCCUUUCCGGUCAUCCUGAAGCUACAGCUGGGUCCCGCAAAGAAGAUCGGUCUUGUGUUCCUGUUUUUAACUGGGCUUGUCCUCGUUGUCUUGAGUGCAGCGUGCUUGGCCUUCCGAGUCAAGGUGUUUGACGGGAAAGAUCCAACAUGGAACGGAGGAAAGAUCGUCAUCAUCACUUUUGCCGAGAUCUUUGGCACAAUCAUGGUCAGCUGUGUGCCCGCCAUGUCUGCUUUCUGGACAAAUGUGCUCAUGAAGAGCCCCUUUUGGUCUUCUAUCCGAUCGAGCAUGAGCUUCUCAUCCUGGAAAUCUGCACCAAGCGAGAAGUCAAUCUCUCGGCCGAGCUUCGAUACUUCCUGGGAACCAGGGUCGCAACCAAGAAAAGCAUCAUAUCAGACCUCGGUGGAUAGCAGACCUUCAAGAUCUGAAGGGCGUGAAAGUAAUUUUCAUCCGGACCCGACGACAUUCAGUCCUUUACAGUCCACAGUUUGA